This is a messenger RNA of Hydra vulgaris (swiftwater hydra), 471 nucleotides long. RefSeq names its product zinc finger MYM-type protein 1-like. NCBI's taxonomy places the organism in Eukaryota, Metazoa, Cnidaria, Hydrozoa, Anthoathecata, Hydridae. The record is from RefSeq and is a predicted model, not a curated record.
AUGGCUUUUCGAGGGAGUUUGGAUAAACUGUUUACGCCUCAAAACGGCAAAUUCUUAGGACUAAUACAGAUGCUUGCAAAAUUUGAUCUUGUGAUGCAAAAGCAUUUAGCACUUGCAAUAAAAGGUGACACUUCAGACCAUUAUUGCGGGAAAAAUAUUCAAAAUGAGUUAAUAGAUUUAAUGUCUCAAAAGGUUAAUGAUGAAAUAAUAAACCGAGUCUUGAAAGCCGUUUACUAUCCAAUCAUUGCUGAUUGUACACCUGAUAUUUCUAGAAAAGAACAACUUUCUUUUACUAUUCGAAUUGUUGACUUGUCAUUAGACAUUAGAGUGGAAAUUAAAGAGUACUUUUUAGGAUUCUUUUCUGUUUCUAAUUCUACAGGCUUAGGACUUACUGAGGUUUUAAUCGAGUUGCUAACUAAGUAUGGACUUGAAAUCUCUAACUGCAGAGGUCAAGGGUAUGAUAAUGGAUAA